Molecule: messenger RNA, 3471 nt
Organism: Ananas comosus (pineapple)
Lineage: Eukaryota; Viridiplantae; Streptophyta; Magnoliopsida; Poales; Bromeliaceae
Exons: 7
Coding region: 499-2610 (703 amino acids)
Source: RefSeq, a predicted model, not a curated record
UUACGAGCAAAAUAUCUAACAAAUAAUCCUGUUGAAAUAAAUAAAUAAUAUUAUUAUUCAAUGCCUAAUCUAGUGGUUUCAUUUCCGGGGCAUAUGAAAAUAUUAUGGGCUUAGUAGGAUUAUAUGGGGUUCGAGAGGUCUACAAACAAUAUUAAAAGAAAAAAAAACUCACUUCAGUGUCCUAAUUAAAGCACGCUAUCGCUCGAUGACCAAAAUGGCACUAGUUUACAGCAUCUGGUGAAGGAAAGUUUCGUAGACAAAUUGCAUUGAAGAGAUUAGUACAAACACCCAUCAAGUGGGCCAAGCCUAUGGGAUAACGGGCACAAGACACAAGGCCCAAAGACCAAGGCCCAAGGCCCAGUUCAACAAUGGGCAUAGCGCCCACGGCCCAUUAAUAAGAGCCAACUAUAAAGUAGGGUCUGUUAGUUUCGGAUUUGUACGCGAUAGUGGCGGCAUUCUUCGGGAUCUGUGGCGCGCUCCCGCCCUUCCUCUCCCGCGAUGAACAGUUUGCCCGAAAUCACCCACUUAUUUACCAAACUAGCCUCCGACCUCCGGCCACCAAACUCCGCCCCCGCCUCCGUCGCGAGGGCCAUCCACUCCGUCGCCGCCUCCCUCAACGACGACGGCGACGACGAGGAGGAGGAGAAGCUCAAUCGUAGGGUUAGGGUUUUGGACGCCGCGCUCUCCCUUAUGUGCUUCAAAACCCCCGAGGUACGCAGAGCUCGGAUCGAGUGUUUGGUUCGCACCAUCACCUCGGUGCUCUCCUCCUCGAUCUCGUGCCGCGUCGUGCGAUCUGAGGGCGGAGACGGUGGCGAGCUCCUGAGCGUUGGGAGCUCGAUCUCGUCGAGGGAUUGCGAUGAGCUCAUUCCAGUGUGCGCGGAUGUUCUCGAGAGAUUGAAGGGUCAUGAUGUUGCAGAGCUUUCAAAUUCUCUAUUAUAUGCUCUUCUAAAAGCCGCAAUAUCAUCAUCUCCUUAUCAAAGCUUUUUCCCUUUGCCACUGAUGCACUAUGAAGACGACGAAGGAAACAGCCGUGAAAAGAGGAUAAUGAUUUCAAGGUUAAAAUGUUUUUUACCUGAAGAAAUGCCUUUUAACGACAAUGAAAUUCCAUUCAGGAUGCUUUUUUGGUAUCUUGAUCCAUCAACUCUAAAGCAUGACAUUUCAGAAAUACUGCGGGAAGCUAUUCAAAGACCCUUCCUUUGCUUGAAGAAGGAAUUGUAUGAUCAAAUGGCUUGGCGUUCUAUAAUCAUAUGCUUGGUAACUUCUCCAACCAUCUUUAUGGAGACAAGAGCACUGUUGCACAGAUGGUUUCUUAUGACGGGUCUGGCUUCUGUAUUGGAUCUUCAAGUUGGAAUAGUGUCGUCAGUGUUAGAUAUUCUUUCCAGGCCAAUGCGGUGGGGCAUAUCAAUGGAGCUGGGAUUGCAAAUUCCAUUUUCAUAUGCUUACUUCCCCAACAAACAUCGCGAGCUUCUCGCUAUAUUAAAUGCAAGCAUAUCAUGCAAAGCAUUUAUGGGACUAGUUUGUUAUAUAAAAGAUUCAAUUCCUUCAUGCGCAAAACUUUCUCAGAACAGUACUUCUCAUCUAUCACUUGGGGUCUGUGAACUUGAAGCUUCAAUGGAUGUGGUAGAUUUUGAUUCUUUCUGGUCAUUGGCGAUGAAUUUCCCUGUUUGGUUCUACUUUGCAAUCUCUUUACUGUUUCAUGGAGAACAUUCACAUGAUUAUCUAUCCAAACUAGUACAUAAUGAAGUAACAACCGAGGAAACAAAGAGUGAUAAGCUAGCCCUGGAUGCUGCUUUUUACAUAUCAUGGAUUUUGAGCCCAAUAAAUGAGGCCCAGCAAAAUAUGCUAGCUGACCAUAUAUUUCAAUCAUCAAGAUCUUGGGUUAGGAAAAGUAUGGCACACUCAAGCUUUGAAGGCAGGUCAUUCUCGAAGAUCAAUUACAAGAAUACAAUUAGCCACAGUAAAAGACUCCAAAUCCCCAAGAAUGAUGACAAUGGGAAACUUCAUAUUUCUACAGAAUUUGACAGUGGCUCAAACGUCAUUCCCUGGCUACGGGAAUUCAAUAGCCAUCGUAUUAAGUUUUGCAGUAGGAUUAGAACACUGGGUGAAGGAGAAUCAGAACACACUGCCAAUUUGCAAUGGAAUUUAGUAUUUUCAAAGAUUCCACUUGGAAUACUGAUUAUGUGCCCUAACUUUCUGAAUGAGAAUGGUUGUGAGGUUUUGCUUCAUUAUGCAGCCACUGGUGAAGCUGUACUGUUGAAAGAGCUGCCAAAUAAAGUAGAGAAAUGUGCUAUGGAGGGAGCCCAUCUCGUGCUUAACUUACUCGAUGAUAUUGAGGAUCUGUCUAGGAUGUUCUUUGAUUGCGAGGACUCUCGUCUUACUUUUAUUAGCCAGUUUAAAGGCAAUACCUGUCGAUACUUGCUUAGAUGUGUGCAUAUGUUGCCUAAAGGGGAGGAUUUCAAUUAUGCUUUUGGAGUGAAAGUAAGAGAUGUGAUGGUUGAUCUUCACAUGAGAUUGGUGAAAUGGAAGCAACAAGGAGGGGAUGAUUUUGAUGGCUGCGAGGCACUUGAAGAUGUUAUCAAGGAGCUCAACGGGUACCUUUCCCUUUCUUGAUGUCAAGAUGAAGAAGCAACUCUCUAUUGUCUGCUGAUAGAAUUUGACAUAAUGGCAAAUGCCUCUAUAUGAGGGUUCAUAUAUUUGACUCCUUGAGAUAUAACCCAUGGACAUCAAGUGUUUGGACAAGCUGGAAGCAACUCAAAGAUCAUAUUCGUUGAGUUCUAUUUUUCAAUUCAGCUGAAGUAGACAAAUUGCAGCUUCUUGAUGAAUCAGCUUAGUGCCUAUUUGCCCUGGCUUCUGGUGGAACUCACCUGUUACAACAAAUGACUGCAAACUGGUGCUAUACGUUUGCCAAACAAAAAGAAAUCUAAUCUUUCCUUACUAUAGUAGAUAGCUAAAAAUGAUCGUGGACCCUCAAAGUAGAAGAAUUGAUUCGAGGCUUCUGCAAAAGAAGGAGAGCUAUUGAGAGGUAUUCAACGUGAAAACUAUGCUACUAUGUUGAAUGGUAAUACCAGAACAUCACUUCUGCAACAGCUUCUGCGGGAUCGAUGAGACCCGUCAAUCAGGUCAAGAACUGAUUUCUGUUGUUUGACGUGGUAACAAUGCUGGACCAACCAUUUCAACUACGUGGGGAUCACAAAGUUAGCUACACUCUUUUGCAUCGGAGAAGAUCCAAAAUCAUAACUUCAAGUAUAGUGACAUGUAUUAUUUUUUUCUCUCUUUUUUUUCGGCCAUGCCCCUUAUAAGUGAUGCUCAUAUUGAAAAUUAUAAGACAUGCUUAGUACUAUUAUUUGUUUUUAGCACACAUAUAGUUAGCGAUUGUAUGUACAUCAUAUAAUGGAAACAAAUAUAGGACAAAUGAAUUAUAGACUUUUUAGAGCAUCAAUAAGAGAUUAGCAAACGAUUAUAUCGUGUUUA